AUAUAUCUUCCACGAACAUCAAACAACUUAAGAUAUCUUUGCAGAGCAUACUUCCAACAAAGAAACCGCACGAAAGCUGAUAAGCCAAAAUGAGUCGUGGAUAUCGAGGCGACACCUGGAGGGAGGAUGAUCGUUUGCCUGAAGGCAUGCGCCACGUCGGCUACGAUGCGGAUACCGAACAACAUCAUUAUCAAGAUCGGGAUGGUAGCUAUUGGGAGUCGGAGCCGGGAGCUCGACAUGGAGUGUUGCAUCGGAGUGGUACGAAUUACGAGCUCUCAACCGUAACGCCUGAGCAAGAACGCAAAAUGGAGAGACAGUCCUGGCAGUACCUGCUCCCAUUACUUUUCCCACUCGCGGUGUUACUUUAUCUCUACCAGUUUUUGGGGUCCAAUUCGUCGUCGCCAGAACCAAUGCAGUGUGGAGAGAAUUCUGUCGUUUAUUCAGUUAAGCCGGAUGAAUCGUGCUGGGCUAUUGCGAGCGAGCGUGGUGUUACGGUAGCGGACUUGAUGAAGUUGAAUCCGCAUAUGGAUUGUGAGGUAUUGAAAGUUGGUGAGAUGAUUUGCGUCCCAUCUGUCGAGUAACGUUUCAAUGCUGCAUUUAUUGUAUCAACAUUUUCGAGAAGUUCAAUAGCGGAAUCUCAAAUGACCAAC
Mollisia scopiformis is the source of this 650-nucleotide messenger RNA. RefSeq lists its product as uncharacterized. The record is from RefSeq and is a predicted model, not a curated record. NCBI's taxonomy places the organism in Eukaryota, Fungi, Ascomycota, Leotiomycetes, Helotiales, Mollisiaceae. Bases 306 to 581 code for a protein of 91 amino acids. The transcript has 3 exons.